Messenger RNA from Fusarium proliferatum ET1, 1416 nucleotides. RefSeq lists its product as uncharacterized. NCBI's taxonomy places the organism in Eukaryota, Fungi, Ascomycota, Sordariomycetes, Hypocreales, Nectriaceae. Bases 1 to 1416 code for a protein of 471 amino acids. The record is from RefSeq and is a predicted model, not a curated record. The transcript has a single exon.
AUGGCUUCUUUGGCGAACCAGAAACCUUUCUUACUCACUGUCCCUCCAGAGAUUCAGAGCCAGAUAAUCUCCCUUGUUGCUGACUCGACUGAUUUCAGAUCCGUUCAUUCACUUCUAUUCUCGUGCAAACAACUCUACGUAGUUGCACUACCUUUCUCAGUAAAAACGUUCUGCGACAUCCCGAGACCUGAAAUCCCGAAGAAAGGGUCUGUAGUUCGCUCGCGUAUUGUGCAGUUUCUUUCAUACGUUUCAAUCAUCAAACCAGAGCUUGCCCGAUACGUUCGUACGAUCAGACUGUAUGAUUGGCUGACUGAUAACUAUCGCUGUGGAACAGUUCAUAUCGAUGCCAAUGAUAUGAUUUUCUAUAAGCAACUGAUUUCGAAAAUAUAUUCCGAGAAGCUAGGAUAUGACACGCAUUAUAGCAGCCGAUGGAUUCGGUUUCUGGAAGCAAGAGUCGAAGAGGCAGCAGUGGAUCUUCUACUUGCUGUCUGCACAGAGAUCAAAACUUUGACAUAUGGUUACCCUCGAGAUCCAAGAUGUUUCAGCAGGACUCUGGUAGCUGCUACUGGAGCCUUCAGGAGAAGACAUGUCGAACACCCUCCCUGCAGGUUGCUAACCAAGUUGGAGAAUGUUAAACAUGAGGCAGAAGGCAGCUGGGAAGACAUGCGCCCAUUUUACAACCACGCACAAUGGCUUUUUCGCAUCCCUAGUAUUCGUUCCUACGAAUGCGUUGGAGCGAGAAGCCCUGAAAUGGAUGAGUUUGACAUAGACCCCCUGGAUGAAGGGUGCUCGAACAUUCAGUCAAUCAUCUUGCGAGAUAGUUGGUGCGUACCCCGAGCCAUUCGAUCUUUAAUAGGGGCGUGCAAGGACCUUCGGAAGUUCACCUAUACAUGCGACUUUAAAAAAUGGGAAGAUAGUGACGUGUUCGAUAUAGCGGCCCAGGAUAUUAUGGAAGCUCUUUUGCUCCAUAAAGACAACCUGGAAUAUCUUCAUCUUGAUUUCGCCGAGGCAGCCCGCACUAGAUCAUGCCACCCCGGACCACGAGAACGACUGUACAUGGGGGUUGAGCUGCGACAGAUGCACAGAUUGAAACGUCUUAUUUUAGGGUCUCAGAAUGUCUGUGGACUUCUAGGUAAUGGCACAGUGUAUCAUUUCACGAUGGAUGCAUCUAUCGUACCGCCGAGAGUCGUUGAAUGUGUUCCAGAAUACUUGGAGUGUCUCGAGAUUCAUAGCUGUGGAGGAAAUAUUAUCAGCCAGCUCCAGGAGUUUCUGGACACCCUGAGCUCUCCAGAUCGGUUCCCCAAAUUAUCAUCUAUCAAGUUCAUUUUCAACGAAGAUUGGUUGAAAGAAGAAGAGAUGGGAAGCCUUGGUGUGACUAGAGAUGGUCUAGUACUGGAGGUUAUUCGGUGUCGGUGA